This is a messenger RNA of Postia placenta MAD-698-R-SB12, 1413 nucleotides long. RefSeq lists its product as hypothetical. Gene Ontology annotation, biological process: NADP+ catabolic process; NAD+ catabolic process. The record is from RefSeq and is a predicted model, not a curated record. The coding region runs from base 1 to 1413 and encodes 470 amino acids. Gene Ontology annotation, cellular component: cytosol. Lineage: Eukaryota; Fungi; Basidiomycota; Agaricomycetes; Polyporales; Adustoporiaceae. Gene Ontology annotation, molecular function: NADH pyrophosphatase activity. The transcript is spliced from 7 exons.
AUGUCUGCAACAUACGUCAACUUCUUCGGCGGCUCGCCCCUCAACCGCCUCUCCUGGCUGCGCACCUCGCAUAACUUCCUCAACGCAAUCGCUCUCGCGCCCUCAACGCGCUGGGUCGUCUUGCAGGGCGGUCAGCCACUACUAGUUUCCGAACCCAGCACCCACAAGCGAUCCCUAGCUCGGCUCUCGACUGCGGACGUCCGCCCUCUUCUCGGCUCAGAGCCUUUUUUCUCGCAGGGACAGGCGGAGGGCGAAUACGCCCCAUCCGAUGUUCUGGUCGUCGAAGCUGCGCGGUUCCGCGGCCCACCGAUCGUCUUUCUCGGUCUGCACGAGCCCCAGACAGACGAAGCGGAUGCACUCCCCUCAUCUGAUUUCAGCGCGAAGAGUGACACAGCUACUGUCAUCGCCAACCUCAAGGGCACGCCGUACUUCUCCUUGGACGUGAGCGAUGUUGCACAAGACGUGCUGGACAAGACCCUGCAGGCAUCGGAGCCCAGCAAGGCGGGUGCAGAGUUGACGUUCUUCGAGUCGCGAGGCGCGAUGGCUUUCUUUGAUGCGUUUGAGGCAUGUGUGUUUGCAGAGGCUCGGAGUCUGACGGACUGGAAUGGGCGAAACAAGUUUUGUCCAGCGUGCGGGUCCCCCAGCUACUCGCUCUGGGCAGGUUGGAAGAUAUCCUGCUCAUCCCUCCUUCCAUGGGCGAACAAUGAUGGCAAGAAGCCAUGUCCCUCCGCAAAAGGCCUGCACAACUUCGCUCACCCGCGCACGGACGCCGUUGUCAUCAUGGCUGUGGUCGAUAAGUCUGGCGAGAAGGUCUUGCUCGGGAGGAAUAGGAAAUGGCCCGAGAAGUUUUAUUCUGCCUUAGCUGGAUUCAUCGAGCCCGGCGAGAGUUUCGAGGACGCCGUUAAGCGCGAGAUCUGGGAGGAGGCCGGCGUACGCGCGUGGGAUGUACAAUACCAUUCUACUCAGCCAUGGCCGUAUCCCGCCAAUCUCAUGGUCGGGUUCUUCGCGACCGCAGACUCGUCGGCGCCGCUGCGCACGGACUUGGACAACGAGCUAGAAGGCAAGCACCAUAUGCCUACCAGACACAUCUCAUGGCUAAUGUUUCUAACGCAGACGCACGAUGGUGGACGCGGCACGAAUCUCACCGGGCGGGACCACAAGAAGAUCGCACAGGCGCAGGAGCAGCGCGACAACGAGGCGCACAGGCCCUCGACCGUGAACGCGCUCGCGGGCGACGCGGUCCCCAAGGAAGAGCAAGUGCAGCGCGCGAAGAGCAGUGACGUCGGGCUCGACGAGCUUCCGUUUAGGGUGCCGCCGCUCACGGCCAUCGCGGGCGUGCUCAUUAGCGAGUGGGCGCAUCGCCGCGCAGGGCCAGGGUCGGGCAUUGCGGGACAGUCCAAGGGAAACUUGUAG